AAAUAUUUUAUAUGGUUGCCACCUUGAGUGUCACUUCCUGUGACGGUACCUAACACUACUACAGUUAACCUUACUCUUACAAUAUGUAAACAUGCGACUUAAUAGUUUAUUUCCUUUAAUCAACAGGUGUAAAAUGUGUAUCAAACCUCUUCUAUUCCAUUUGCAGUGUCGGUAUUUUAAAAUUAACAAUUAUGGGAAAUGUUCAGCAUUUAACAAAUUUAUUUCAACCAGUGCUGCUCAUCAUCUUCGAAUACCAGCGCAAGACGAAACUCCUUCUGAUGACGACACUGCUGAGAUAGACGACUCAUACUUAAACAUAACGACAUACGAAGGAUAUGCCCGUGAUUUAUUAUUUAAAAAUUCCAAAGACUUACUACUUCGACACAUUUACCAUUGUGCGUCAGUGCAAGAACUUUUAAGUGUAAUAGAUAAAAAUUUAAACCAUUUUGAACAUGAACACAUAACUCAAACUGUAUUUGUUCUACAUGAUUUGCAGAGGAUAUAUCAAGACUUCUCUUCAAGCAAAACAAAGAAUUUAAGUCAGUCAGCAAAUGAAUUUUUUGAAAAACUUCAAAAAGAAGAUCAUUUUCAGAAACUGCUGACUUUAACUGAAACCAAGGUACAUCAUUUUGAUUCUCGUACUCUAAGUUAUUGUGCUCUUUACCUUAAUAAAUUAGGAUUAACUAUUGACACAAAGACGAUGCAGUUGUUGUGUGACACACUCAAGAAAAAGCUGUUGGAUAAAUUUUCUUUAGCGUCGACAACACGAUUUUUAGAAACUGUUUUUAGUGAAACUAGUUUGAGACCUUUUUUCAUGUCUCAAGAACUUAUGCCUUUAGUCUUUAAAGAAAUUGAAUUAUGUGCAUCAAUAGAAGAUUUAAGCAACAUUAGCGUAAGUUUAAACAAGUUGCACAGAGUCGUUACUGAGGAAUCUUUAGAUCAGUAUAAAACAAAAGUUGAGAGUCUCAUUGCAAAUGGGUUUCUUACAUCUAAACAUUACAAAGUAGUACUGCAAAUAAUUUCGUUUUUAAAUUAUCCAAAAUGGAGGGACAAAAAUACGGUGCUUAUAUCAAAGUGCGUGUCAUUAGUAAAGGAUGAUGUAAAUAAUUUUAAUUUGAAUGAAGUCCUAAUCUUAUGUGAGAUUCUUUUCAAAAUACAGGAACCAAGUUCUGUGCUCAAUGACUUACAACGUUGUUCCUAUAAAUAUUUUUACCAACUGGAAGAUUUUCCCACAACACAAAAAAUAUCGCUUUUAUCAAUACUAGUUUUUUUUACUGCUCCACAUAUGAGAAGCAAUUUCCACAAGAAAUUAAAAAAAUAUGUAAAUGAGUGUGAAAAUUAUGAAAAUUUACUCGUUUUGAGAAAACUUUUAUCUUACUUGAAAGUUUCAGAUGUAAGUCUGUGUAACUUAUACUGGGAAAAAAUGCUAAAUGUUGUAAAAACUGAACAUCGACAUAUUGAUAUCUUACAAAUAAGCCAGAAUUAUGUAAGUUUUAGUAGCGAUAUUGAUAAUUACCGACAUUUAGAAUUUGAAACUGAAAUGCUAAAACACCUGUCUAAUUUAAUGAAAGAAGUAAAUUGCGAAUUUUUCCCCCAAAAAAUUGCCAGUAUUUUAAGUUUCGUUUUACUGUAUGGUAAUGACUUGUCUGUACUAGAAUAUUUAGUGACAAAAAUUGAAAACAACUGGCACCAGUUGAAACCUAAUGAUUGUCUAAAGUUAGCAUACACGUUAAGGUUGUUUAACGAAACGGAUAAAAAAUAUAUCAAGUUAUCAUAUGCUCGAAGAAUUGAUGAAGCACUCAGUCAGUACAUUUUAAAGGAAAGUGCAAGUCACCAUCAAGAUCUAUGGAAAAAUAAUGCAUUGUUAAAAUCUUGUGUUUAUAAAAACAAAGUCAACAUGAGCGAAAUUACUAGCUUGCUGCACAUCUAUAAAAAUUUUCAAUACAUAUCUUCCAAAAACAUGGAAAAUCUCUUUUAUUGUUUUUUGAUGACAAACACGUUAUUUCCGGAGCUUCUCGAGAAUAUGAUCAAAUAUAUACUGACAUAUAAGGACCAUAUUCUGGGAUUUAACGCCGGAAGAGUUUUAUAUUUAUCUUAUUCUCUUGGUUAUCAUCCUAAAAAUACAACAGAAUUUUGUGCUUCCGUUGUGGAUAUUAUAAUUAGAGAUCAAAAACGGAUGACUGGUUUAUCUAUAAUUUACAGCGCUUUGGCGUUAUGUUUUUACAAUAAGUUACCAAACUCUAUUAUAAAAUCAAUUUUUAAUGUGGAAUUUAUGGACAAGCUUGAUAGUGAAUUACAACAAUGUUAUUCAAAGGAUAAAUAUCCCAAUAGAGUCCGCAAUUAUUUAAUGCGGUUAAACAGGGCCGUGUGUUUGGAUUAUCCCGAAUGUAAUGUACCCUGGUUUCAUCAAAAAUACGUUGAUGAAAAUAUUAAAGGAAAAAAUAGGCAGCCCAGUUUUUUUACUUUAAAAAUAAGAGAACAUUUAUUAAGAAUAAUUCAAAACAAAGACGCCCUUUCUGAAAAUGUUGUAACUCCUUAUGGAUAUCAAAUAGACUUUGUAAUCAACUUAAAUUCCAAAGAUGAAGUAGUACACAAUGAAUCAGAGUGUGUGAAGAGACUAGCUUUGUUGUUGACCCCGGAAUAUGCCUACACUACAAUAACGUCCCAAUUAAAGGGUAGCUUUCAGCUAAAGAAAAGACAUUUGGAAAUGUUAGGAUACAAAGUGGUUUUUGUUAAAUCCAGUGAUUGGAUUGGUUUGUAUUACACAGAGGAUCGAAUAGACUAUUUAGAACAUUUAAUAUGGCCAAAGAAAUUUAGUGAAAUAAAGACACAAACUUUCAGGUGAUAA
Zophobas morio is the source of this 2848-nucleotide messenger RNA. RefSeq names its product FAST kinase domain-containing protein 1, mitochondrial. NCBI's taxonomy places the organism in Eukaryota, Metazoa, Arthropoda, Insecta, Coleoptera, Tenebrionidae. Gene Ontology annotation, biological process: regulation of mitochondrial mRNA stability. The transcript is spliced from 7 exons. Bases 92 to 2845 code for a protein of 917 amino acids. The record is from RefSeq and is a predicted model, not a curated record.